This is a messenger RNA of Geosmithia morbida, 642 nucleotides long. RefSeq lists its product as uncharacterized. Gene Ontology annotation, biological process: superoxide metabolic process. The transcript is spliced from 3 exons. Gene Ontology annotation, molecular function: superoxide dismutase activity; metal ion binding. Gene Ontology annotation, cellular component: mitochondrion. Lineage: Eukaryota; Fungi; Ascomycota; Sordariomycetes; Hypocreales; Bionectriaceae. The record is from RefSeq and is a predicted model, not a curated record. The coding region runs from base 1 to 642 and encodes 213 amino acids.
AUGUCCGUCACAACCUAUACUCUCCCUCCUCUCCCCUACGCCUACAAUGCCCUGGAACCCAGCAUCUCGGCUCAGAUCAUGGAGCUCCACCACUCCAAGCACCACAACACGUACGUGACGAACCUCAACAACGCCCUGAAGUCCUACUCAAGCGCCAUCGCUUCGUCCGACAUCCCGGCCCAGAUCGCUCUCCAGUCGGCCAUCAAGUUCAACGGCGGAGGACACAUCAACCACUCCCUAUUCUGGGAGAACUUGUCCCCCGCCUCAUCCUCGGACGCCGACCCCGACACCUCAGCCCCAACUCUCAAGGCCGAGAUCACGAAGGUUUGGGGUGGACUCGACCAGUUCCAGGCCUCCUUCAACAAGGCCCUCCUAGGUAUCCAGGGGAGCGGAUGGGGCUGGCUCGUCAAGGACGCCCAGGGCCUGCGUAUCGUCACGACAAAGGACCAGGACCCCGUCGUUGGCGGCGAGGUCCCCAUCUUUGGUGUUGACAUGUGGGAGCAUGCUUACUACCUUCAGUACCUAAACGGCAAGGCUGCCUACAUCGAUAACAUCUGGAAGGUCAUCAACUGGAAGACGGCCGAGGCACGUUUCAAGGGAUCCGCAGACGAUGCCUUUAAGAUUCUCAAGGCUGCUCUGUAA